AUGGGCUUGUUUAAAUCCCUAAAAGGCAAGAUCGAAGUCGGGACAGACAACCGAGGACGAGAAGAAUACUCAUCCCCUUCUGGUCCACCGCCAUCCCAUCGCCAUCGAGGAGCGGAACACAGAGACGACGACUCCACUCUACCAUCAGGCCCCCCACCUUCAUACCGUGGUCAAGGUCACGACAACGGCGCCGAAGAAUACGCUGCUCCUCCUGGACCUCCACCGUCCCACAAUCGUCGAGCCGAAGACGACUUCCUCCCCCCUUCAGGUCCCCCUCCUGCCUCUGCGUCAUCCAAGGCCAAUGCCAACGCCAACCCUCCACCUUACCACGACUGGACCGUCAUUCCAGACACGGCGCUACUCCCGCCCCCUCCGCCACUCCCGCAAGACUACUCCCCGACCAACAACGCGACGUACGACUCUGCGGCCCGGGCCCACGAAUGGUGCGCCCGCCACCCCGUGUACACGCCAUCACGGCCGUCGCAUGAGCUCCACCUCCUCGCCAACGCCGGACACAUCACGCUCGAGGCACCGCCCGGCCCGUUGAAACGUCACGUCUCCACGUUCCGGCAAACCUCGCCCACGACCUGGCGUGUGGGCACGCACAAGAACCAGCAGGACGCCAUCUUCUUGUCCUCGGUGCCUCUGUAUUUCGCGUGCGCGGAUAGCCCGCUUUUCACAGGGCGUGCCAAGACGAUAUAUUUCCAGAUCCACGUCCAUAGGAUUCAGAAUGCCAGCUCGGGCAUCGCGGUAGGGUAUGCCGCGAGACCCUACCCCCCUUGGCGGUUGCCCGGGUGGCAUCGCGCGAGUAUCGGCGUGCACGGGGACGAUGGGCGACGGUUCGUCAAUGACCCGUGGGGAGGGCGGGAAUUCGUGGCGGCGUUCCGAGAGAACGAGACCGUCGGGAUCGGGAUGAAGUUUGAGGCGCAAGAAGUCGCUCGCCAGAGAGUGAAGACCAGGGUGUUCGUGACGAGGGAGGGGAGGGCCGAUGAGCGGUGGGGUUGGGAGGUCGACGAGGAGAGGGACGAGCGGGACGAAGGCGUGGACGGCUUGAUGGGCGAGAGUGAUUUGUAUGCUGCCAUAGGAGUCUUCGGCGGAGUCGAGUUUGAUGUCACUUUCGGAGACAGCGUCAGUUAA
This is a messenger RNA of Cladophialophora carrionii CBS 160.54, 1137 nucleotides long. RefSeq lists its product as uncharacterized. The coding region runs from base 1 to 1137 and encodes 378 amino acids. Gene Ontology annotation, molecular function: protein binding. Lineage: Eukaryota; Fungi; Ascomycota; Eurotiomycetes; Chaetothyriales; Herpotrichiellaceae. The transcript has a single exon. The record is from RefSeq and is a predicted model, not a curated record.